GCCAUUUUGUCUUGUGAUGUGAAUGCGUUGUAUUGCUGUAGCUGUAACAAUUUUGUAUGUCUGUCUAUUUGUAACUCAGGACGCGAUAAAAUUAAUCUAGGUGUGAACUUUUUGUGUAAACGAUGUCUUUAUUAUUGUAAGCAGGUGAUCUAGUGACUACAUAAAUAUCGUAGGUUACAACCGCAGCCAUGAGUGUCAUCAUUAGACUGCAGAACCUCCCAUGGUCCGCGAAUGCUCUGGAUAUUAGGAAUUUCUUUCGCGGGCUCUCCAUUCCUGAAGGAGGAGUUCACAUCGUAGGAGGAGAACUCGGGGAUGCGUUCAUUGCCUUCAGUACGGACGAAGACGCGCGUCAAGCGAUGAUGCUGGACGGCGGUAAGAUCAAGGAGAUUCAAGUGAAGCUACUUCUCAGCUCUCGGUCUGAAAUGCAUAAGGUGAUCGAGACCGCCCGCCAGACCGUGCCUAUCCUCAGCCUCACGGCGUCGGCCCCCGCCCCCGCUACACCCGCGCCCGUCGCACCCCCUGUCCAACCAGUAGCCCCCGUCAUCCCACAAAUCACCCCCUUCUCCGCUGCUUUGGGCAACAAUCCCUUGGGCUUCGGAAUACCAGGCAUCGGCAACCCUCAAGAAAUCCCCCAACCUGCCGUCAUAGAACCCCCUGCUCCUAUGGUCAGCCCUUCCGCCAACGUGUCCCCGCAAGAGGAAAACAAUGAGCCAGAAAGGAAACGCAGCAGAGAAAAGGACAGAAGGCGAUCCAGAUCCCGCUCCAGGUCCAGAGAUAGGAAGGACAGGAAGAGAGACCGCAGAGAUAGGUCGAGAUCCAGAGAGCGGAGACGGCGAGACCGGAGCCGCAGCAGAGAGCGCAGAGAUCGAAAGAGAGAUAGGAAAGAGCGUAGUCGAUCUCGAGAUAGGUCCCCGUCGCGCCGAUCCCGCGACAGGCGCGACAGAAAUCCCAGAGAGUCACUCGAAAAGGCAAACAAUGACUCUCCAUUUGAGAAUGCUGUGGCUCCACCGGCUCCCGCUAUUGGAAACAUGAUGAAUGCUAUGCCUGGACAACAGUCGCCGAUAGUGAACGCAAUGGUCCUAAACGGCCAGUUGCCUACACAGGAUGCGCAACAGAACCUGUACAACGACCCAGGAAUAGCAGACGCGUUCAGUAAGCUGCAAGAGCUCGGUAAAAAGCGCAAUCCCAACGCUUUCCAAGGCGAACAGCCCAAUGGGAACGGCAGCAGGUUCCAAGGCGCCCGUGGCGGAGGCAACAGCUUCCGCCGCGAAGGCCGACCCUCGCGUUUUGAUAACACUGAGAAUGCACGAGAUGUGUGCGUCGCUGUGAGAAAUGCGCCUAAUCACACCAGCUAUGGCGAUGUAAGGCGAUUUUUCCCAUUCUUGAUCGAUAAGCACGGAAUUAAGAUGAUUAAUGAUAAUAUGGGCCGCAGAACAGGGAACAUAUACGUUAAAUUCUGCGAUCCCCGGUCAAAACAGCUCGCGUUGCAGCGCAGAAAUAAUGUGUUGAAAGAUGUUCAGGUCACUGUGGAGUCAUUACCAGACGACGCGUAUGACGCGGCCGUAGAUUCCUUCCUUCCUUAUCGCGAGGAGAAUGAUGAUGAGGAACCAAUACUCAUUAUGACCGACAAUGAUUCACGAACACCGCCGAGCGUACUCAAGCUAACAGACCUACCUAACUUUGUCAAAGAACACGACAUCAUAAAAUCCUUCAGCGAAUUCUCUCUAUUAUCCAUUACUUUAAACGACUGCCGCGCAACACGCACAAAAACGGCAUUCGUGCAAUUCGCAAAGUCAGAGGAUGCGAAAGCUGCUUUCGAUAAGAAAGAUAGAUAUCUAUUCGGUAGACGCCAUCCCACUAUAACACCGCUGACUAUGGAGGAAUUUGAAAAAGAGAAAAAUGUUGAAAAGAUGCCCGAACAAUCACCAAUGCAAGCGGUCAAAGAGCAGGCGCCAGAACCGUUGGUGCCCCGGGACCCGCGUCAGAGGCGGCCGCAGCUCGAGGACAAGAGUCCCCAAGCCAAGCCUCAGAUGCAAGCCGGGCCCCAGGCCGGCGGGCCUCAAUUUUUUGGGACGCCCUUUGUUCAGCAACAGAACUUCCCAGGUUCGUUUGUACCUAAUCAGUUCGGAGGAUACCCUGCAGGGUUAGAUCCGCGCGUAGCCGCCGCUAGUUGGGCCGCGCGGCCCGGCUUCUCCGACCAGAUGGCCACAAUGCAGAUGGCCAGCUCCGGCGUGGCGCACACUGACGCCGACGACGAGCCGCUGGAUUGCGUCCUCAUGAAGGGUCUCCCGCGGGAAGCCACAGAUCGCACCAUCGUUAGUUUCCUGUCCGACACGGGCGCCGUGCCGUCCAGAAUACACCUCAUGUUGGACGGCAAUGGCUUACCUUCUGGGGACUGUUUCUGCGAGUUCAGAUCUACUCAAGAAGCACGGAUGGCUGCCACCAAGCACGGGUCGAACUUGGAAGGAUGUCGCGUCACGGUGGACCUGGUGACGCGGACGGUGGUCGAGGAAGCUCUGGAAGGUCCCAAGCAGCCGGAGCCGAUGAGCAUCCUGGGGAAUGUGCCCGCGUUGCCUCAGUUUUAUGAAGUGCCGCAAAACGGCCCACCUCGCGGAGGUUACAUGGGGCGAGGUCCUUACAGAGGUAGAGGGGGAUUCGAUUCGAACAGAGGUUUCGAUUCUAAUAGAGGUUUCGAUUCCGGCAGAGGUUUCGAGAGAGGCGGUUACAGAGGCGGCUUCGACAGUUCAAGAGGGAACUAUAGAGGCCGAGGCGGAUUCGACAGAGGCGGGCGAGGCUUCGAUCGGGGCGGCCGCGGGCGCGGGUUCAGUCGCGGCCGCGGCGGCUACGAGGCCCGCGGGUACGAGAACGGGCGCGAGGAGGAGCCCGACCCGGCGCUGGAGGACUUCGGCGCGCCGGGCUGCGUGGUGUCGAUGGAGAACGUGCCGUUCCGCGCCAGCAUCGACGACAUCAUGAACUUCUUCAGCGAGUUCGAGCUGACGCAGGACGACGUGAUCCGGCGCUACAACGAGCGCGGGCAGCCCACGGGCGACGCGCGCGUUGCGUUCCGCACGCCCUUCGACGCGCAGCGCGCAGUCAAGACGCGCCACAUGGACACCAUCCACGAGCGCCGCAUCACGCUCACCAUCUUAUAGCCUUGUGUGGGACGCUCGUGUGACAAUUCGGACGACUGUGUAUCUAUAGAUUAGUGAAAGUGUCGAUGUCAAAUUGUCCGAAUAUACUGUGGACCCACCGUGAAUUUGGGAAAGACGAAUCACCUUGUGCGAUUACGAUUGCAGUUAUUAGAUUUAACGUUAGAAUUAUCAAGUAAACUGUAAAGUAUGAAGGUACUUUCAAUAAAAGUCAUUACAUUUGUAAUUUAA
Messenger RNA from Plodia interpunctella (Indianmeal moth), 3380 nucleotides. RefSeq lists its product as uncharacterized. Gene Ontology annotation, molecular function: RNA binding. The record is from RefSeq and is a predicted model, not a curated record. Bases 189 to 3152 code for a protein of 987 amino acids. Gene Ontology annotation, cellular component: ribonucleoprotein complex. Lineage: Eukaryota; Metazoa; Arthropoda; Insecta; Lepidoptera; Pyralidae. The transcript is spliced from 3 exons.